Messenger RNA from Coprinopsis cinerea okayama7#130, 1614 nucleotides. RefSeq lists its product as hypothetical. Gene Ontology annotation, cellular component: plasma membrane. The record is from RefSeq and is a predicted model, not a curated record. NCBI's taxonomy places the organism in Eukaryota, Fungi, Basidiomycota, Agaricomycetes, Agaricales, Psathyrellaceae. The transcript has 2 exons. The coding region runs from base 1 to 1614 and encodes 537 amino acids. Gene Ontology annotation, biological process: cell division.
AUGGUCGUCCCCUCCGAGGCCUUCGCCCUCCUAGUCCUCCCCAAUGUCUCCCUCACCCAGAACAGGGAAACCGACACUGGAACUCUGUCUCUCGAAUGUGUCACCGUGCCCCACCCAGGUGCAUCCAGCGGCGUCGAGCGCGAUGUCUACCUCGUCUUGCGAUUAAACACCUCAGAGACUCCCCUGGAUCCUGAACGGAUCGUGCAACGCAUCGAUGGACCCACCGUCAGGAUCUACAACUUUUAUGGCAGCGCGACUGACCCUACCGAGAUCAACCUCACCUUCCAUCUGUCACACAAUAAUCCACCCGGAUAUCUGGAGGACCUGGACACGUUCGAGAGCAUCCUCGCUCAGUACCAUGCAGAUUUGAGGGGGAGCAGCUACAAUGGCGCAGCUGGCGGAUCGGAGAAAGGGGCCACCUCGGGAGGACCCCUCAAAGCGACCACAAAGUCGCUGGGAACAGUACCAAUCGGAGGGGUGACGAAGGAUAAAGACCUGCGGGGCCAUCUUGUUAUGGUAGAUGAGUCCACCGGCGAGGUCGUAGGCCAGGUUGAAGACCGUUUCAGGAUCAGGGAGGAUCCAAUUAUGCACACCCGAGGUCACGAAAACGACCCCGUGGUUAUCGAGGUCUCGGAGGAGUCCCCUGCAGAUUCGGAUGCCAAUGCACUCGAAGCUUUUGCUCGUGUCGUCCCUCCUGACCAACAGAAUUGGAUCACGAAAGGCGCGACAGUUGUCAGCCAUGCCAUUUCAAUGACGACCAAUCUUAUGAUUACCACCAUUACUGCAGCCUCUAACUACUACAUCAACCACUCGACUCCAUCUCCUCAUCAUUCAGGAGCCAACACUCCAGCCAGAACUCCCAGCAAAGAUGGAUCGACACCUGCGGGGCCUGGAGGCACCCCUCCUCCCCUUCCACCUCGUCCCCGUGCGCUGGUCUUCCUCACUUCAGAGCGCACUCGAAAGGGCUUGGGUAAAGUCCACGCUGUCAGUGGCGAGGCUGUCAAGGUGUCAGCCAAGACGGUCGGAUUCAUCGAUAACAUGAUUCGCAAGGCCAUCGGUGCCAACCCCAAGCGGGACAAGACGGCCUUCCUCCGCACUGGAGGCACAGGCCCAUCUGCGGACCUGAAUCAGGUAUCUCCAGCCCCCUCAAUCACCUCAUCUUCGUCGUCCAAAUCCGCUGGGCUUGCGCCACCUGCGUACAGCCAGACUCCAAAUGGACCGCCACUGCCUCCUCGACGUUCGCCCUCACCUGUUCCGCCACCCCUUCCUCCCCGUUUAAGCACAAAGGAUAAGGUGCUCAUCUCAGCAGAUUUGAUCCUUUCGACGAUUGAUCAUUCAACGCGACAACUCUUGGAUACUGGCACGGCGCAAUUGGGCAAAGUCAUGCACCACAAAUACGGCGAGGAAGCAGCGGAGUCGUCAACUAUGAUCGCGAAUACAGCUCGCAAUGUCGGGUUGGUUUAUGUCGACAUGCGAGGUAUUGGUCGUAGGGCAUUGCUCAAGCGGGCUGGCAAGACCUAUGUCAAGAGCAAGUUCUCGAGCAACAAGGGCACGAAUGUCGCAGGGCAACAGCAUUACGAGUCGCCCAUCCCCACUCCGAAUACCCUCAAGUAA